Molecule: messenger RNA, 387 nt
Organism: Vicia villosa (hairy vetch)
Lineage: Eukaryota; Viridiplantae; Streptophyta; Magnoliopsida; Fabales; Fabaceae
Exons: 1
Coding region: 1-387 (128 amino acids)
Source: RefSeq, a predicted model, not a curated record
AUGUCUCUUCCUCAAUUUCUGAUUAAGGUGGAAGUGUAUAUCAACGGAAACAACCCUCAUGUUGAAUUCAAGCUUCCAGAGGGCGCCACAUCUCUCGCCAAUUUGACAUACAAGUUAAAUGAAUUACUGUCUGAUAUUGAUAACAUAAGAGUGAGAAAGAUCGAGUUUCGUGAAGAUUGUAUUGAUAGUAAUGGAAGAGUGAAAUACAACUUGAUUGAGUUGAAGACCGACGAAGAUGUCAAGACGAUGUGGAAAUCAUUUCGCCGUAGGAUAACUAAAGGUUCAAUCGAGUUGGAUGCGCAUAUAAUAAGAUUCGUCGACGACAUAAUAAAGAUGUUGAAACAUCCAGAACCAUCGAUCUGGAAGUACAUAGGUUUUCAUGUUUAG